Micropterus dolomieu (smallmouth bass) is the source of this 550-nucleotide messenger RNA. RefSeq names its product C-C motif chemokine 4-like. The record is from RefSeq and is a predicted model, not a curated record. Lineage: Eukaryota; Metazoa; Chordata; Actinopteri; Centrarchiformes; Centrarchidae. Gene Ontology annotation, biological process: cellular response to interleukin-1; monocyte chemotaxis; positive regulation of GTPase activity. The transcript is spliced from 3 exons. The coding region runs from base 53 to 337 and encodes 94 amino acids. Gene Ontology annotation, molecular function: chemokine activity; CCR chemokine receptor binding. Gene Ontology annotation, cellular component: extracellular region.
ACUUCAGAUAACAAAGCCAGAUCAGCAUCAUCAAUUCUACACUGAAGACAGCAUGAAGACUCUCAGCUUCACAGUGGGACUCCUGCUGCUGCUCGCUGCUUCCUACUGCACUGCCAUGCCACAUGGAGUGAAUGAAAUAGCACCCGUACGGUGCUGCUUCAAAUUCUACACAGGAGGGAUGCGGCAGGCAGAAAUCAUCAACAUCAUCAAGACUCACAGCAGCUGUCGUGAAAAGGGAUUUGUGGUCAGUACUGCCACAGGGCGCGAGAUCUGCGUCAGCCUGAAUCUGAAAUGGGCACAGAGAGCUUUCAAUCAACAGCAAGCCGAUGAGGUCUAAUGAUUUAUUUUUUGCUGAGUACUUUCAUGCAGCUACGAACUAUUUCAAUGAUUAAUCCCAAAGGCCCUUGUUUUGCUCUAUUCUUGAUAAUCACAUUUUCAUUUUACAAAAUGUAUUGAUAUAUGGAUUAAUAAAAUUAAAAAUAAAUAUGUAUAAAAAACUGGUCACAGUGGGGCCACAGAAUGUGUGAUUUAAAUAAAAAUAUUAUUACAU